AUGGCUCAACGUGUUACUUACAGAAGAAGAAAUCCAUGUAUGUUUAUAUCUAAGUAUGACCAGGACUAUUGAACUAUAAGAAUGAAAGAGAAGAGUAGAGGAUGGUUAUACGGUCCAAUGAGAAAUAUGUGACAAACCGUAAUGUAGAGCUUCGUGAAGAAAGGUAAUGAAUUUAGUAUGUUUGAAAGUAAAAAAGAGGUGUAUACCGAAGAAUGGGAUAAGAAGUAUUUGAUUAGACGAAAUACGGGAAGUGAAAAAUUAAGGAAUGGAAAUGAAAAAAAGAUGAUAUAGAGAGUAUUCAAGAGAAACGUCGUUAACCAAUACUUUGAGGAGUUAGUAUCCUAUAAUACUCCUUAGAAUUACAUAUAGUUCAGUGGGCUGGUCAAAAAAUUGAUAUUUUUUGAAUUUAUACUAACAGAAUAUAGACAAUACCAAGUCUAACAAGAUCAAGGUUGUUAAGACCCCAGGUGGUAAAUUAGUUGCUCAACACGUCAAGAAGCUCGCUUCUAGACCAAAGUGUGGUGACUGUGGUGAUGCUUUACAAGGUAUCUCUACUUUAAGACCAAGAGAAUACGCUCAAGUUUCUAAGACCCACAAGACCGUCCAAAGAGCCUACGGUGGUUCUAGAUGUGCCAACUGUGUCAAGGAAAGAAUUGUCAGAGCUUUCUUGAUCGAAGAACAAAAGAUCGUUAAGAGAGUGUUGAAAGAACAACAAGAAAAGGAACAAAAGUCCGCCAAGAAGACCGGUAAGAAAUAAGUUAACUUAAAGAUUGAAGCUUUGUAAUAUCUAGUUUUUGGUUUUUAAUGGUAUCUUCUAUGUAAAUUUCUUUGUCGUUUUUAAUACACA
Messenger RNA from Debaryomyces tyrocola, 847 nucleotides. The record is from the annotation of a GenBank genome assembly. Lineage: Eukaryota; Fungi; Ascomycota; Pichiomycetes; Serinales; Debaryomycetaceae.